CUGUAUUGUAGAGCUGCUACGGUAAACUGAGGCAGCAUCAGUCUGUCCGGCGCCGCUGCCUGACAGCCAGCGUUACAUCCGAUGGCGAACCACAUACACAUUUCUCACGUAAAAGGGUUGGUUGGCGGCAGCGAUACUAAGCCGUAUCUUCUUGAUCCGAAAAUGAAGUUUAGUCCCAGUUUACCUCAGCCUCCAGCCACAUCCGAUGCAUUUGUUCUGUCGCUUCCCCAAAUCGGCCGAGCCGAUGCAGCACUUCCCUGUGAUGCGGCACCGUUUUAUGGAUUCUGACAUGGACUAUGAGAGGCCAAAUGUCGAGACUAUCAAGUGUGUGGUGGUUGGGGACAAUGCAGUUGGAAAGACGCGGUUAAUCUGUGCCCGGGCCUGCAAUGCAACUCUUACACAGUACCAACUACUUGCCACACAUGUGCCCACAGUCUGGGCAAUAGAUCAGUACAGAGUCUGCCAGGAGGUUCUGGAAAGAUCCAGGGAUGUGGUGGAUGAUGUCAGUGUGUCUUUACGUCUCUGGGACACCUUUGGGGACCAUCACAAGGACCGCAGAUUUGCGUACGGCAGGUCUGAUGUGGUGGUGUUGUGUUUCUCCAUUGCAAACCCAAACUCACUCCACCAUGUAAGGACGAUGUGGUAUCCCGAGAUCAAGCAUUUCUGUCCCAGAGCUCCUGUUAUCUUGGUGGGCUGCCAGCUUGACCUGCGCUACGCCGACUUGGAGGCAGUGAACAGAGCUCGCCGCCCACUGGCCAGACCCAUUAAAUCCAAUGAGAUAUUGGCACCAGAGAAAGGCCGUGAAGUGGCUAAAGAACUAGGCGUCCCUUAUUACGAGACCAGCAUAGUUGCUCAGUUCGGAGUUAAGGACGUUUUUGACAAUGCCAUCCGUGCAGCCCUCAUCUCCCGCCGUCAUCUGCAGUUCUGGAAGUCACAUUUACGAAACGUUCAAAGGCCCCUCCUGCAAGCCCCAUUCCUUCCUCCUAAACCCCCACCACCCAUUAUAACAGUUCCUGCUCCUCCAAGUAACAUCGAAGAGCAUCCAAGCCGCCUUUUGGAGGAUCCUCUCUGUGCAGAUGUGAUCUUAGUCCUCCAGGAACGCCAGAGGAUCUUCGCCCAUCGUAUUUACCUCGCCACAUCUUCUUCCAAGUUCUACGAUCUCUUUUUGACUGAACCUCGAGGCACUGACGAGACCGAACGUGAGCGCGAACGACCUAGAGGACCCCCACUUUCUGGCCGCGAUUUGCUGAUGCGCGCUGCUAGUUUUGACAUUUGUGAAAGCAGUGACGAUGGUGACAGAGCAAACUUGCGUGCAUGUACUAGUGAUGGAACUCUGAAAGGUGAUGGUCGUGGUCGUCUACUUCCUGCCUUGAGUCGCGCUUUCAUUAGCAUCCAAGAAGAAAUGGUGGAUGACCCUGUGACUUUCAAUCCGAGAAAAAUGACUGUUGUGCACAUGGACCCUUCAAUGCAACCUGGUCCAUUCCGAUCAGUGCUGCGGUACCUGUACACAGGUAAACUGGACGAGCGGGAGAAGGAGCUAAUGCAGGUGGCUCACAUCGCGGAGCUGCUGGAAGUGUUUGACCUGCGCAUGAUGGUGGCUAACAUUCUGAACGAUGAGGCAUUCAUGAAUCAGGAAAUCACCAAGGCCUUUCAUGUGAGAAGAACCAAUCGGGUGAAAGAAUGUCUGGCCAAAGGGACCUUCUCUGAUGUGGUGUUCAAGUUAGAUGAUGGCACCAUCAUGGCCCAUAAACCGCUUCUCAUCUCAAGCUGUGAUUGGAUGGCAGCCAUGUUCGGUGGACCGUUCGUGGAGAGCUGUACAAAAGAGUACGUUUUGUGA
Messenger RNA from Danio rerio (zebrafish), 1837 nucleotides. Lineage: Eukaryota; Metazoa; Chordata; Actinopteri; Cypriniformes; Danionidae. The record is from RefSeq and is a predicted model, not a curated record.